Molecule: messenger RNA, 1146 nt
Organism: Andrographis paniculata
Lineage: Eukaryota; Viridiplantae; Streptophyta; Magnoliopsida; Lamiales; Acanthaceae
Product: loganic acid O-methyltransferase-like
Exons: 3
Coding region: 44-1078 (344 amino acids)
Biological process (GO): methylation
Molecular function (GO): S-adenosylmethionine-dependent methyltransferase activity
Source: RefSeq, a predicted model, not a curated record
CUGGCUACAUAAUAUUGUUUUUUACGAUCAUUCAAUUUUGACAAUGGAAGAAGAAUCAUUUCCAAUGAAUGGUGGGGAGGGAGCUCACAGCUACUCAAAGAACUCUCACUAUCAGAAACUUGCCCAUGAUUUAACGAAACGAAUGGUUCAAGACACAAUUACCAGAAAACUCAAGACCAUCUUCAACCCAUUCUGCAUAGCCGAUUACGGCUGCUCCGUCGGCCCAAACACUUUCUUCGCUAUCCAAAAUGUGAUCGAAGCGGUCCAACACAAGUGCGCUUCGCAAAAAGAAUUAGAGUUUCAAGUUUUCUUCAACGAUCACACUACCAAUGAUUUCAACACACUCAUCGCUUGCCUUCCAUCCGAGCGACAAUACUACUCGGCAAUGGCCCCGGGAUCCUUCUACGGCCGGGUAUUGCCGCGCGCUUCGGUCCAUAUAGCGCACUCAUGCUUAGCUCUUCAAUGGCUCACUCAAGUGCCAAAAACCGUGUGCGACUCCAAAUCACCGGCGUGGAACCCAGGGAGGAUUUACUACACAAAGGAUAGAAGUCCGAAAGCAAUGGCGGAUGCAUACGCCGAGCAAUUUAACAAGGAUAUGCAGUCUUUUAUAAGCGCGAGAGCCCAAGAGAUAGUCCCCGGAGGAUUAAUGGUUUUAACCAUGCCGGGAAUUUGUGACCGGGAUAGUCCAUCGCGAUACUCUAUUGGAUUCUUCGAAUUUUUGGGAACCAUUCUCAUGGAGAUGGCAAAUGAGGGUACGGUAGAGAAAGGCGACGUGGAUGCAUUCAAUCUGGCGCUGUAUGCUCCGAGCAUCGAAGAGAUGAAAGAAGUGAUAGAGAAGAAUGGUUGUUUUGAAGUGGAGAGGAUUGAGCUCACAACCAACGACUUUGAAGUCGAAGCCACGAAUAUCGCGGGCCUUAUAAUCAAUUUUAGAGCCGCCUUGGAAGGCUAUUUUAGAGGGCACUUUGGAAGUGAGGUUACGAACAAAAUGUUCGACAAGGCAUUGGAAGAGAGCGAUCGAGUUUUGAGUGUUCUACGCAAUUCACCUCACGAACUCUUUGUUGCAUUGAAGCGCAAGUAAGACGUAAUACAUAAUAUUAUUAUUAUUAUUACUUGUUUACUGCUAUUACUUCGAAUGCCCAAUGUUGA